This is a messenger RNA of Papaver somniferum (opium poppy), 2800 nucleotides long. RefSeq lists its product as uncharacterized. The transcript has 6 exons. Gene Ontology annotation, molecular function: RNA-DNA hybrid ribonuclease activity; protein kinase activity; nucleic acid binding. The record is from RefSeq and is a predicted model, not a curated record. Gene Ontology annotation, biological process: protein phosphorylation. Lineage: Eukaryota; Viridiplantae; Streptophyta; Magnoliopsida; Ranunculales; Papaveraceae. The coding region runs from base 1247 to 2299 and encodes 350 amino acids.
AGGCUUCGGCAUCCAAAUGUAUUGCUUUUUAUGGGAGCAGUAACUUCACCUCUUCAUUCGUGCAUUGUCAUAGAAUACCUACCAAGGUUCUUUCUCCACUUGUUCUUCUGAAAAUAUGAAAAAUGUGACAGACUUAUUUGAUUCUUGCAAUUUGGUUUUACUUUAUCCGAUAUUGCAUUACCUUUCCUCUUUUGUUGAUUUUUUCUGUUGUUUCUGUCAUGCAUAUUCUGUUAGAAUUUUAGCUCUUAAUCACCGUUACUAAGACCUAAACAUGAUACUAACUUAAUCAUAUGCUGAAAACAUAUUUGACCCGACUAUUAACAUGUUUUACAGAUCACAUAAACUCCAUCCAUAUAAACCAAGCAUAUUCAGUUCAUAAAACAACUUAACAACACCAAACAUGUUUUGUAGCUUCAACACAAUUGGCAUGGAGUGGUUUAGAAGAAGAAGAAGUAAAUGAUCUCUUUACUAAUAAGUUAAUGACUUGGAUUUCUACUUCUAUUGCCUCAUGCUUGAACGAUGGAUAAAACGGGUUCUCUUUUACUGCAAGAGGCUAGAAGAGAGUCUGUCAUGCUGGCCACAUGUCUCUCUAAUCUUUCCAUCAUGAGUUAGAAAGACGCACCUCAUUGCUACAUGGGGCAGCUCACUAGUUAUCAUUAACCUUAAGCGGAAAUUUGUUUCAGUUGCUUCGACGUAAGACUGCUAGAUUAGGUUGGAGGCGUCCUGCUCUAAUGGCCGUGGACAUUGUAUGUAGAGUGGAAUUUUGUUGUUUGCUAUAUUCUGAAAUCUGAUACCUUUUCAUUUAAUGCUGUUAACAGCUACUUCUGUAUUUUUAUAUUCUCUUUCAUUCAAAUCAAAUUUCAAAAUAAUGCACUUCAACACAUGUCUUUGUCUUCCAAUCUAACUGGUAAAAGUAGGUCUUCUUCCUCCGUGAAUCAUGCGUCAGUAUUUUCUGAACCUUCAAUAGGCACGAGGUAUGAAUUAUCUUCAUCGUUGCAAUCCGCCAAUUGUCCAUCGCGAUUUGAAGUCAUCAAACUUGUUGGUUGAUAAGAACUGGAACGUGAAGGUAUUUAUUUUUAGACUUCCCUUUCUUGUCCUUCUCUAGAGAUGUUACAGACUUACAGUAGAGAGAAAUGUCACAUAAUCACUUUCCUCAUAUUUUGAUUAAGUUGGUGAUUUUGGGCUCUCUCGGCUCAAACAUGCGACAUAUCUCGCUACAAAAACAGGGAAAGGAACGCCAUAGUGGAUGGCUCCGGAGGUUAUCCGUAAUGAGCCCUCAGAUGAGAAGUGUGAUGUUUAUAGCUUUGGAGUAGUGCUGUGGGAACUUGCCACACAGAGGAUCCCUUGGGAGACGCUAAAUACGAUGCAGGUAGAUUUUGAUUUAUCCAUGGCUGAUAUGGUUGUGUGGAAGCCUAGUACUUCAGGGGAGUUUACUAUGAAAGCUACUUAUAAGGCCCUGGCAGGUGAAAAUAAUGAUGUUCUUUGGAAGAACCUUGUCUGGUUUAAAAAUCAUGUGCCAAGGCAUUCCUUCAUCACUUGGUUGUGCUUACAUGGUAGAUUGAAAACCAGAGAUGAAAUGGUAAAAUGGGGUUUAUUAUCAGUUGCUACUUGUGCUUUAUGUGAAGAAGGCCCUGAAACUGAAGAGCACCUUUUUCAUUCUUGUAUUUUUUCUGCUGGAAUCUGGCUGGGGUUAUUGCUUAAACUGGGAAUUUUUAGAACCAUGUGUGGGAGUUGGAGUGAGGAACUUAACUGGUGUGUUCAAGCUUUUGGUGGUCAGACUCUAAUUGCCAGAGUAAAGAAACUGGUGUUUAAUAGCUAUAUUUAUCACUUGUUGAGAGAAAGGAAUAGUAGAAUAUUUGCUGGAAAAUUCUCUUCUGCUGAUCAAGUGGGUUUCUUGAUUCUGGAGGAUGUUAGAGUUAGAGUUAGUUCUAUUCAUUGCAAGGCUGAGGAAAGCUCUCAUUCUAGAAGCUUUAUGGAUAGACUUAAAAUUAGCUGCCAGUUUGUACCUCCUUCUAUUACUACUUACUGCUCUUGGCUGUUUCCAGACCCAGACUUAAUCAUGGUGAAUACUGAUGGGUCAAGAAAGGACCAUUCAGGUGGAUGGGGAGCUAUUUUAAGGGACUGCUCAGGCACAGUCUUAGCUGCUGCAAAAGGAGGUGGUCCUCCCAUGUCUGUCAAUGCUCAUGAGCUGCAGGGAGUGGAGUUGGGUUUAAAUCUUGCCAUUGAGAAAGAAAGUCUGCUGUUUCAUCGGGGAUAUGUAGGUGAUUGGAGCUGUGGGUUUCAUGGACCGACAGAUUGAGAUUCCAGAAGACACAGAUCCUUAUUGGGCUUCUCUAAUUGAGAGCUGCUGGCACAGUGAUCCAAAAUGCCGUCCAACAUUCGAGGAACUGCUGGACAAGUUAAAAGUACUACAAAAGCAUUAUCAAGUUCAAAAGCACGAGCAAGUACCAGGUUUGCCUAGGGCGACUAAUUAAACACCAAUUAUUGACAUUUUGGAUUGAAUCUCAACACACAUUCUAACUCAUCCAGGAGUAGGGAACAAAAAAGGGAAAGGAAAAGGAAUAGAGAAAGUAGCAAGACGUAGAUGGAUAAUUCAUUCUUAUACUUCAUGGUUGACAAUUUCAGAGUUAAUGGAUUUGCAUUCAUAUUGAUUGUAUUGCAAAAUGAUUGGACGAAUUAUGUUAACAUCUGUGUCGGUUUUAACGUAGGGCUAUGGUCCUUGAGUAUAUGACUUCAAAAUGUACUCUUAUUCUCUAUCCAUGAUCAAUGUAGGAUUCAUUCUUCUGGAGAUAAAAUGAAA